AUGAAGUCAUUGGCACUUUUGCUAUCUGUCUUCGUGGGAAUAUCGUCGAUUAUUUUCUUUAGACGGGAAUUUUUUGAUAUCGCAACUACAACUGCCAACAGGGCUUCCAACCUGAAGAGCAACAUCUUAGGCUUCACGGCCAAAACACAAAUAGACGACCAUCUUUACGCCACCGAAAUGUCAGUUCCUCGUGCAAUUCGCAAGGUAUUCUUGGCCGUUGAGCAGGCAGAGGGUGCUGGUGCCCGUGUUCGCCGCUCAAUCGGAACACCCCAGUUGAAGAACUUCUCCCCUUUUCUUAUGCUCGAUCAUUUCCGUAUCUCUCCUGGCUCGGGCUUUCCCGACCACCCUCACAGAGGUCAGGAAACUAUCACCUAUCUGCUUCAUGGCGGUGUCGACCACGAGGACUUUGCCGGCAAUAAAGGCACCAUUGAGACCGGCGACUUGCAAUUUAUGACGGCGGGCAGGGGUAUUAUGCAUGCCGAGAUGCCCAAGCAGAACCCGGACGGUAGUGCCAACGUCGGUCUUCAGCUAUGGGUUGACCUACCCAAGCAUCUUAAAGCCUGUGAACCGCGCUACCGCGACUUGCGUGCAAAGGAAAUCCCUACAGUCGACAUUGACGAGGGCAAUGUCCACAUUAAGGUCAUCUCUGGCCAGAGUCACGGCGUUGACUCAGUCCGUGACCUAGCCUACACGCCCGUCUGGAUCCUCGACAUUCAGAUCAAGCCCGGCGGCAAGGUUGCUCAGCCACUUCCCAAAGGAUGGAACGCCUUCGCAUAUACGCUCGAAGGGCAGAGUAUCUUUGGCGCGGGGGCCCAACAACGCGUUGUUGACCAAUUCCACAAUGUUGUGUUCGAGCAAGACGGCGAUAUAGUCAACAUUGAGGUUGAUGCCGGUGCCGAAAAGGACGCUCGCAUUGUAGUGAUCGCCGGCACACCGCUUGAUCAGGAGGUCGUGCAGUAUGGUCCAUUUGUCCUCAGUUCGAAGGCUGAGGUAUACCAGGCCCUCAUGGACUAUCAGACCCACUCUAAUGGAUUCGAGAGGGCAGAGGGCUGGCAGAGUGAGAUUGGAAAAUCAAUGGAGUAA
Molecule: messenger RNA, 1083 nt
Organism: Colletotrichum truncatum
Lineage: Eukaryota; Fungi; Ascomycota; Sordariomycetes; Glomerellales; Glomerellaceae
Product: pirin
Source: RefSeq, a predicted model, not a curated record